Molecule: messenger RNA, 1123 nt
Organism: Tyto alba (common barn owl)
Lineage: Eukaryota; Metazoa; Chordata; Aves; Strigiformes; Tytonidae
Gene: CUNH1orf74
Product: chromosome unknown C1orf74 homolog
Exons: 1
Coding region: 13-807 (264 amino acids)
Source: RefSeq, a predicted model, not a curated record
GCCUUCCCCGCCAUGGAGGCGCGGCUGGUGGCGGCGGCGCGGGAGGAGCUGGGCCCCGCGGCCGGGCGGCGGUGGCCCGCGGCCCGCGCCCUGCAGCUCGCCGGGGAGGUGCUGGCGGUGGCGGCGGGGCUGAAGCCGGCGCUGCUCUACGACUGCGGCGCGGCGGGCCCCGCCGAGCUGCGGCGGUACCUGGCCCGGCUGCGGGCGGCCGGGCUGCUGGCCCCGCGUCGCCUCCACUUGCUGGGCGCGGAGGGCUCGGCCCCGCUGCUGCUGCGGCCGGGGCUCGCCCGGCGGCGGCUGGCGGCUGUGCUGCGGGCCAGCCCCGCGCCCUUCGUGGACGUGGCGGCAGGCCGGCCGUGCCCGGCUCUGUGCGGGCCGGCGGAGGCCGAGGCCAUCAGGGGCCACCUCGCCGCCCUCCUGGCACACUUAGGGGCUGCCGAGGCCACCGGCGCCGGCCCCGUCUCUUCCAGCGAGGUUGUCCCGGCGGGCUGGAACCUUUGCACCGUUGUCGGGGUGCUGCUGGGCUACCCGGCAGCCUACACCUUCCCCGCGGAGGAGGGUGCCGAGAACUGCCUGGCGCUAACGCCGCUGAGAGUGUUCACGGCCCGCGCCUCCUGCCCCAGGAUAAGGGACGGUCUCAGGGUUCAGAUCUACUCCUUCAGCAUCCCGGAGAGCCUGUGCGCGGAGCUGAGGGCGGUGCUGGACGCCUGGCGCGAGGAGCUGGAGGAGGCCUUCGCCGCGCAGAGUGACUUUGUAGAUCUCUGCAUUUCGAGCGAGGUGGUGUCUCUUCCAGCGGUUGCCUUGUAAAACACAAACUCUGACUUUUCAGCCUGUUUCUCACUUGCAUCAGCGACUUGAGGCGAGGGAUCUGGUUCCCGUAUGCGCGGCCCACUGAGGCUCUCUCAAGAGGUCCCUGAGCAACAAAUGCUGAAUUUUUCCAGUCUCGGGCCCUGGACCUCGUAGGCCAGUUGCAAAUCAAACACGUGUACUUCCCAGAAAACCAGUGUGUGGAUGUACAUACUCACUGCUACUAUGCAGCUUCCAUCCAGGCUGCAGAAAAGUAAAGUUUGGGUGUAUUUAUUUGUGGCAAACAGCUGUGGACUAAUAAAAAAUUUGAACAACA